AUGAGUCUUGAGGAAUUUGAUGCAUUCACAUCCUUAAAAGCUUUAAGAGAUCUGAAAAAGUAGAUUGAAUCGAAGGCCCAAGUGGACUAGAAAUCAAGAGCUGCAUUACAAUACAUCUAGAAAGCACAACCUUUAAGUUAAUAUGAUUUGAGAAUACAAUUUCAGCAUUGGCUAGCAAAGUUAGGAGAUUUAAGCACCAAAUAAAUUGCGUAUACUAAUAUAUUUUCAUUGGUCUAAUAAAAUCAAUCUUAACCGAAUCUUUAACUAUUGAUAACUUGUCUCUAAACACCAAUAAAUGGCAAAGGGAGUGAAAGCAUCAUCAAAACUAUUAACAUUAUUGUUGGAAUAUAUGGAGACACAAUUACCGUCACAGACAUUUACAAAUUCAUCGAAAUUAUGCUUAAAUACUUUAAUGAUUCUAACAAUAAUGUUCAAAUGGCAAUCAGUGAAUGUUGGUCAAAUACUUACAUCAAAAAUAUAUCCAAAAAGCCAGUUCAAUAAAGAGUUUUGCUGAUGUACUCUACUCUAAGCUAAUUAAUUGGAUCUGGAGGCAGCAGACAAACAUAAGAAACUGCAACCAUAGUCCUGUCAUAAUUAUUUGAAACAUUGACUACUGCUUAGGAUUUAGCAUUUAUAAAGGAUGUGGUUAAAGAUUACCUAGGCAUUUAUUUGAAAUAACAAAUAGACCAUUCCGGAUUUUACACCAUUAUGUUUUAUAUCAUAAAGACCUUAUAAAUAUAAAGUUUCACAAGCUAGUAGAUCCAGGUUAUCGAUAAGACUCUUCAAGGAAUUAAUAACUAAAAGCUCAAUUAUAGAACUAGAGUGGGAGCAUUGAAUUUGAUGAAAUUAAUUGCCACUUAGUACUAGAACUCUAAUUUCAAAAUUGCUUUAGGGAAUUUACAUGAAUAAGUUAUCAUAGUAUUGGAAGAUUCAACGAGGGAUAGAGUAAUUGCAGUUUAAAAUGCAGCUCGAACAGCUCUUAAAGAAUGGAUGAGACUUAAGUUGUCUGUGGAUUGCGAAUUAAUGCCUAAUCCUGUUUCUCUUGAUUUAUCUCCUGGUUUCUUAAAAAAAUAAAGUGGGUCUGGAGGUGGACAGGUUUAUGUAAAUCAAAAAAUACAGAAUUAACAACAAUUUAAAUAAGAUAUUAAGCAAGCUUUGAUUGAAGAUCAAUUCGAAAAUACUGUUGAUUACUCUAAUAUUGUUCAUGAACCUAAUCUCAACGUGUGGCAAAAGGCUAUGAGACUUUAAUAGGAUGGUUUAUUAGAAGAUGCUGUUGAACUUUUGCUUCAUGAAGGCGAUGAUCUUUAUUUGAUCAGAUUUUUGAUGAGUUACAAAAAUUACUCUCAAUUAUUUGAUCUUCUUUCAAAUUCUUUAGCUUUGAGAUUAAUUGACACUUUAAUUUUAAUCUUGGAAUCUGAUUUCCUUAACAUUUUAUGUUUGGAUUUCAUUCAGUAAUUUAUCGAUUGUGGAUUGGGAGAUUGGUUUAAAGACUCUGAGUUUACAGAUUACUUAGAAUAUAACACCGAAUAAAACUUGCCAUCCACUUCAUUGUGUAAAAAAGUUAGAGACUAAUUGAAGUGA
Molecule: messenger RNA, 1581 nt
Organism: Paramecium tetraurelia
Lineage: Eukaryota; Ciliophora; Oligohymenophorea; Peniculida; Parameciidae
Exons: 4
Cellular component (GO): microtubule
Molecular function (GO): microtubule binding
Source: RefSeq, a predicted model, not a curated record